AUGGACUACGAGACGCUGAAGGAGCAAUGGAGCGACGUCGAGGAUCGUGAUGGCGUGCGCCUGAGCUGGAACGUGUUUCCAAGCUCCCGCAUGGAGGCAUCGCGACUCGUCGUCCCCAUCGGCGCCCUUUACACCCCGCUGAAGGAGAAGCCUGACACUCCUCUGCUCCAAUUCGAGCCUGUCACCUGCAAACAGCCUUGCCGCUCGGUUCUCAACCCAUUUUGCCAAGUCGAUGUCCGCGCAAGAGUUUGGAUCUGCCCCUUCUGCUUGUCAAGGAACCAGCUUCCACCACACUAUAAGGAUAUUACCGCAAAUGCUAUCCCGCCCGAAUUGCACCCCAGCAACACGACCAUCGAAUAUCGCCUAUCACGUCCGGCCCCUGCACCGCCCAUUUUCCUAUACGUUGUCGAUCUGUGCCAGGAGGAGGACAGCCUUUCUUCGCUCAAGGACUCCCUGGUUAUGAGCUUGAGCCUCCUCCCUGAGAAUGCGUUGGUGGGCUUGGUCACAUAUGGCACAAUGGUAUGGAAUGUCGUUAUGGCCCGAGGUGUUCAAAAGACUAACGCACACGUCCAUGAGAUUGGCUACGAGGAGUGCGCCAAGUCUUAUGUUUUCCGCGGAAGCAAGGAUUAUUCUGCAAAGCAGGUCCAAGAUAUGUUGGGACUCUCCGCCUCAGGACUUCGCCCGGGCAUGCAGCCACAGCCUGGCCGCCCCAUGCCUGUCGGCCCUGCCUCUAGGUUCCUGCUGCCUGUACAGCAGGCAGAGUUCCAACUCACAAAGGCGCUCGAGGCCCUGCAGAAGGACCCCUGGCCUGUCGCUAACGAUAGAAGAAGUCUGCGAUGCACCGGUGUGGCCCUCAGCGUUGCUGUGGGACUUCUCGAGUCAGCCUUCCAGAACGCCGGCGGGCGCAUCAUGCUCUUUUCUGGAGGACCAGCCACAGAGGGUCCAGGAAUGGUCGUUGGCCCAGAGUUGCGUGAGCCUAUUCGAUCUCACCACGACAUUGACCGUGACAACGUCAAGUAUUUCAAGAAGGCAUUAAAGUUCUAUGAGAAUCUCGCCAAGCGAACAGCUCAUAAUGGCCAUAUCAUUGAUAUUUUUGCCGGUUGUCUGGAUCAGGUCGGUUUGCUCGAAAUGAAGGGUCUAUGUAAUUCAACCGGCGGCCACAUGAUUCUAACCGAUAGUUUCACAUCCUCCAUGUUCAAGCAGUCGUUUGUUCGCAUCUUCGAGAAGGAUGGCGAUGAUAACCUACUCAUGGGCUUCAACGCUGUGCUGGAAGUCCUUACAACGAAAGAACUCAAAGUCACUGGUCUUAUUGGACACGCAGUGUCGUUGAACAAGAAGUCGGUUUCCGUUGGAGAGACCGAGUGCGGAAUUGGUAACACAUGUUCCUGGAAAAUGUGUGGCAUCGACCCUCAGGCUAGUUACGGCAUAUACUUCGAAAUUGCCAGCCAAGGCCCUCCUGCACAUCAGCAGCAAGCUCCAGCAAAGGGUAUGAUGCAAUUUUUGACUUACUAUCAACACUCCUCAGGCCAAUUCCACCUCCGAGUAACAACAAUCGCGCGCAAUUUGAGUGGGCCAGCUGGUGAUCCUGCCAUCGCGCAGUCGUUUGAUCAGGAGGCAGCAGCAGUCCUCAUGUCAAGAAUUGCGGUUUUCAAAGCCGAGGUUGAUGACGGGCCUGACGUACUUCGAUGGGUCGAUCGUAUGCUGAUCCGGCUCUGCUCCCGGUUCGCUGAUUAUCGAAAGGAUGAUCCAUCGUCCUUCCGGCUGGAGAAGAACUUCACCUUAUACCCGCAAUUCAUGUUCCACCUGCGGCGAAGUCAGUUCCUCCAGGUAUUCAACAACUCACCUGACGAGACCGCUUUUUACCGACAUGUUUUGAACCAUGAGGAUGCUAGCAACUCUCUUGUGAUGAUCCAGCCCACUCUGGAUUCAUAUACAUUUGAUCAGGAUGGAGGACAACCUGUGUUGUUGGAUUCUGCAUCUAUCCAGCCCACUCAUGUUCUUCUGCUAGAUACGUUCUUUCACAUUCUUAUCUUCCACGGUGAGACAAUUGCGGAGUGGAGGAAGGCUGGUUACCAGGAACAAGAGGGCUACGAGAACUUCGCGUCCCUUCUCGAACAGCCAAAGGAGGAUGCUCGCGACCUCAUCACCGACAGAUUCCCCCUGCCUCGUUUCAUCGUUUGCGACGCUGGCGGUUCACAGGCUCGUUUCCUUUUGUCCAAGCUCAAUCCUUCGACAACCCAUACAACAGGUGCUUAUGGCGGCGUCGGUGCUACUACGGCGCAAACCAUCUUCACCGACGAUGUUUCGUUGCAGACUUUUAUGGAUCACUUGAUGAAGUAUGCCGUCACCUGA
Clonostachys rhizophaga is the source of this 2352-nucleotide messenger RNA. The record is from the annotation of a GenBank genome assembly. Lineage: Eukaryota; Fungi; Ascomycota; Sordariomycetes; Hypocreales; Bionectriaceae.